This is a messenger RNA of Exaiptasia diaphana, 2068 nucleotides long. Its product is annotated as EF-hand domain-containing protein 1. Gene Ontology annotation, molecular function: alpha-tubulin binding. The coding region runs from base 79 to 1782 and encodes 567 amino acids. The record is from RefSeq and is a predicted model, not a curated record. Gene Ontology annotation, cellular component: mitotic spindle; axoneme. The transcript has 9 exons. Lineage: Eukaryota; Metazoa; Cnidaria; Anthozoa; Actiniaria; Aiptasiidae. Gene Ontology annotation, biological process: cilium-dependent cell motility; mitotic cytokinesis; mitotic spindle organization.
UCCAUGUUGUAUUUACUUGAGCUUGCAACGAGAAGCAGGUCAAAUCUCUCCCGAUUUUAAACAGAAAACACAAAUAAAAUGGCUCUUCCUUUCUUACCAGGGAAUACUUUUACAGAUCCAACGAAAGCAAAGUUUCAUCGGCCACAGACCUUAGGAUGGCGGAAUGGCUAUUCGCUUCCCGUUGCCCCUUCAUCAGGCAUCGGUGGCGAUCCUAUUCCUGUAAAUAAACUAACACAAGAAGAACUUGAUGAACUAGCAAACUUAAAACCAAGUCUUACGUAUGGACAAAAAGUCCAAGCGCCUCCAGAGGACUUUGUGCCUGCUCAUGUUGCCUUCGACAAGAAAGUGUUGUUGUUCCAUGGAUACUUUAAGCAAACUGUCCACGAGUCUCCUGGAGAAUAUUACAGAGUUAGACCUGUAAAAAUAUAUUAUUAUCUAGAGGAUGACUCUAUUGCUGUCAUAGAACCAGUAGUUGAAAACAGUGGUAUUCCUCAAGGGAAACUCAUCAAAAGGCAAAGAUUGCCAAAGAACGAUCUUGGUGAAUACUGGCAUUGGAAAGACUUCAAUUUAGGAAUCUGUGUGACAUUUUAUGGCAAAGUGUUUUUUGUGUGUGAUUGUGAUGGUUGGACGAGGGAAUUUAUGGCCAGUGAAGGAAUUGAUCUCAAUCCGCCAGAGUCAAUCUCUAAUGACCCUUAUACACAGUCUCGUAAACAGCCCCUGCGCUCCUAYAUCACCCCAUCUGACUUUGAUAAACUAAAGCAGUUUAUUGAACUAGACAGACAAGUGCUGAGAUUCUUCUGUGUUUGGGAUGACAGGGAUAGCAUGUUUGGAGAGAUGCGGCCAUGUAUACUUCACUACUAUCUAGUUGAUGAUACUGUUGAAAUCAGAGAAGUUCAUAAGCCUAACGAUGGAAGGGAUCCAUUYCCAGUCUUAAUUUGUAGACAGAAACUUGCUAAAAACAGAGACAAUGUAGAAUCAUCAUUCCCUUCCUGUGUACUGGAGCUCUCAGAUCAUGAGAUCAAGGAUUGGUUCACCCCCAGAGAUUUGAUGGUUGGUCAAACAAUUUACUUGCUUGGCAGACGGUUCUUACUGUUCAACUGUGAUGAAUUCACUAARAACUACUACAGAAACAAGUUUGGAGUCACUGAUUUUACUCCAGUUGGGAUCUCAGAUGAGGAAAGGGAAGCCAUYCAGAAGGUAACUCCACCUUACAAUGGCUUUGGAUCACUUGAGGACAGUCUUCAGUCCUGUCUGUCCCUCAUUCCACAGCCUCCAAAGAAAGAUUUUAUCAAAAUGUUGGAAAAUGACCACAAAGUCCUGAGAUAUGCGGCAACAAUGGAAACCGUCAGACCUGAGGACAAAACUCGACGCUUUAUUCUCUCGUAUCGUCUCGCCGACGACAUGCUUACCAUCUACGAACCCCCUGUGAGAAAUGCAGGCAUCAUUGGRGGCAAAUUCCUCGAACGYACCAAAGCUACAAAACCUGGCUCUUCAGUCGAUAACCCAGAAUUCUACACGCCAGCGGACUUCCGUAUUGGCAGCAUYAUCGAGAUUUUCAAGCACAGAUUCAAGAUUGUAAACGCUGAUGAGUAUGUGUUGAACUAUCUUGAAGCCCAUGCAGAAAGCUAUCCUAUUGARACGAUAAAUUCCAUCAGAGAAGUCCAUGGCCGACCGCCCACUACUACAGCGGAUCUUGUGGCAUCGGUACCUCAAGGAGAUAUUGAUCCUAGGCCUGUUGGUAAUGGCUUGGGCAUUAAGACGGAAUAUCAAAGAAGAUUUUGAAAUGAAGAUUUAGAAUAUAGAUAAUAAGCCACAAAUGUAUUUUACUUGCUCGGAAUAUAGAAGAUUUCACUUUCUUGUAAAAUAUGGUAUUAUAUAUAUUGUCUCGAUCGAAUUGUAACAGUUUUUUCACUAAAAAAUCGAUAUUAUUGUCAUGAAAAUAUUGUGAGCUGUUUCGCUGUAAAUACGAAAACCUUGUUUCUUUUGUCUUGAUUUUAAUCUUCGGAGRGAUUAUCUGGAAUUUCASGAAGUCUUAAUUUGAAUUUUUGAAAUAAAAUUGAAAAUGAGA